GUGUUGAAUUGAGUAGUAGAGUUUGACUUGCGUCGACCAUCUUCUUCCUCAUUUAAAUUUAAACCCUUUCUCUCUCCUUCCAUGAGCAUGUGAUGUGGUAGUGUAGCAAUUACUACUCUUCCAGCCCACGUUUCCCACUCUUCGAAAUCGUAAAUGCCUUCCAAUUCUAUAAUUCAGACACGCGCAUUCAGCAAAACUCAACAACAAGGGUUUCUGGAGUGCAGAAGGUAAUGCCGGUGCUGUCUAAACGGAGGUGGCGCACUCUACUCUUUCUUAGGCGUCUGCUAACAUGCGCCAUAGGCGCCAUAGCCCUUAUGGCGCUCCUUUCUUCCGUACACGUCCAAGAAGUUACCAACUUGCCUACUGAUCCAUCCUACAAGCUUCCUGCGCAACAUGAAACCGGGUACCAAAAACUGAGCCGAGAGGGAAGCUGGAUGCAAGAGUUUGCUCCUCCGCAUUUGUUGGUGGCUCCUGUCACUGCUCAUAAGUUGGGUGGCGCAAGCAUGACCUUGGAUUUGGACAAGUUGUGGAAGCAACCACCUAAUAGAGACUAUGUACCUUGCAUUAAACCAAGUUCAUCUUAUAAAACUCCUCCAGAAUCUCGUGGUUACCUACUUGUACAUGCAAAUGGGGGUCUUAAUCAAAUGAGAGCAGGGAUAUGUGAUAUGGUUGCUAUUGCACGCCUGAUAAACGCUACGCUUGUGAUUCCUGAGCUAGAUAAACACUCGUUUUGGCAAGAUUCUAGCAACUUCUCUGAUGUCUUUGACGAAUACCAUUUUAUCACUUCUUUAGCUGAUGAUGUGAAAAUUAUAAAUAAACUUCCCAAGGAAUUGGCAAAUGCCACUAGGGCAGUGAAACAUUUCAGAAGUUGGUCUGGAGUAGAAUACUACGAACAAGAGAUAGCAAGCAUGUGGGAAGAAUAUAAGGUGAUACGAGCCGCAAAAUCUGAUUCCCGGUUGGCGAACAAUAACCUUCCUCCUGACACUCAGAAAUUGCGAUGCCGUGCUUGCUAUGAAGCCCUUCGCUUUGCUCCUCAAAUUGAGAGUAUGGGGAAGUUGUUGGUAGAGCGAAUGAGGUCAUAUGGUCAUUACAUUGCUUUGCAUUUACGGUUUGAGAAGGACAUGCUUGCCUUUAGUGGCUGUACCCAUGAUUUAUCCCCAGAAGAGGCUGAGGAGCUAAAGACUAUUAGGGAAAACAUGACUUGGUGGAAGAUAAAAGAUAUUGAUCCUGUAGAACAGAGAGCCAAAGGGUAUUGUCCUCUAACUCCGAAAGAGGUCGGAUUGUUUCUUAGUACUCUUGGUUUCCCAUCAAGUACCCCGAUAUAUGUUGCAGCUGGAGAAAUAUAUGGAGGCGAAUCUCGUAUGGCUGAUCUUCAGAUUCGAUAUCCUAUAAUAAUGAACAAGGAAAAGUUAGCAUCAGUGGAGGAACUAGAACCCUUCAUCAACCAUGCAUCACAGAUGGCUGCACUUGACUAUAUUGUCUCAGUCGAAAGUGAUAUUUUCAUCCCGACAUAUUUUGGCAAUAUGGCAAAGGCAGUUGAGGGCCAUCGUCGAUUUCUAGGUCACAGGAAAACAAUUUCUCCAGAUAGGAAAGCACUCGUUCGGCUGUUUGACAAAAUUAACGGGGGAACAAUGAAAGAAGGCAAAAAUCUGUCAAAUAGAGUGAUUGAUAUUCACAGGAGGAGGCAAGGAUCUCCAAGGAAGAGAAAGGGCCCCCUAACCGGAACAAAGGGAACGGAUAGGUUUCGUUCUGAAGAGGCAUUCUAUGUGAACCCUUUACCAGAUUGUUUAUGUCAGAAGGAAGCUUUACCUGCACAUCAGAAUACUACUCUUAUUAUCAAAUAGAUGGUUGCUUCAAACAUUUCUCUAAUUAUCAGCCAAUACAAAGUUGGGUUCGCAGGUUUAAUUCAAGCGCACAUAAGGAUAAGGUGGGGUUCCAACCGUGCAUAUUCUGAUUAAUAUGUGGUCGGAAAAUCUAUAGAAUUGGAUUUUUGUACAUAUUAAGGUAGAUUAGUAAAUAGUAGUAAUUCAUAUUGGAUGCUAGGGUGAUUUUGUUUCAAUGUAGUUCAAAAUGAGUAUUUUAAUUUUUUGUUGAUGGUAAUUUUUACCUAUUUUUAAAACUAUAAGACACAAAAAAUCCCCGCUGUAAAAGUACCUACGUACGUUUAGUAUAAAAGGAUAAAGUUGUCAUUACUUAA
Messenger RNA from Salvia miltiorrhiza (redroot sage), 2197 nucleotides. Its product is annotated as O-fucosyltransferase 7. Gene Ontology annotation, cellular component: cytoplasm. Lineage: Eukaryota; Viridiplantae; Streptophyta; Magnoliopsida; Lamiales; Lamiaceae. The record is from RefSeq and is a predicted model, not a curated record. The transcript is spliced from 12 exons. The coding region runs from base 231 to 1844 and encodes 537 amino acids.